This is a messenger RNA of Callithrix jacchus (white-tufted-ear marmoset), 1121 nucleotides long. Lineage: Eukaryota; Metazoa; Chordata; Mammalia; Primates; Cebidae. The record is from RefSeq and is a predicted model, not a curated record.
GCCAUCCCCUGCCCCACCCCGCGGGUGCAACUGGUCUGCGACCCCGGGGCGUGUGGUAAGGCGGGAGGCCUCGCCUGGCUGCCCCUCCCGGACCCUUGCCUGCGGUCAGCGAAGCUUUUGCAGCCUAGGUCUGGGACCUGCGAGCUGCAGGCGCCUCUGCCCCGCCGCACUGGCGAAGGCUAAGCCCGAGAACAGCCCCAGCCUCCGACCCACCACCGCGACCCGAAGGCCGCUUCUGGGGCGAGGCUGAGGCUGCAGCUGCCUCCCUUUCGCACCCAGGACCCCAACCUUACCGACGCAGCCGCCCCUUCGGCCCAGGUUGGGAGGCGCUACAGGGAUCCGACGCUUCGGGUGGCCAAGAACGACAUUCGCUGAUUCCAGGUCCCCGGCAGGGCAGGCUCCCGUCCUGCACUCACUGACGCCGAAAGUCUGUGGGAGAGGAGAGGGGCUCCGGGCGCCGUCGGAAGGGGCAACGGACGAAGGAGGGUGCUAAUUCACUCCACAUGGGGUCGGCGGCGAGGCCGAAUCACGCAGUGGCCGCGGAGGGCCGAGGGGAAAACUGCCAGGGGCGCCGAGGGCGGGUGUGGGGAGGGGCCGGCUCCAGGGAGCAAGGAGCCCACCGGCCUCUCUGCCGCGGCCGCCCUGGGUCGUUCGCCCACGCCUUCCACUGGGUCGCGACCUCCGGAUCCAGCUGUACCCGGCUCCUGCCCCUUCCCCUUUGCUGCAGUGCUGCGGGCUGGGACUCAACGUCCAGGCUGGGGCGUCCAGGGCGCAGUCCCAGCUCAGAUCGCCUGCGCUCCACCUCGCUCCAGUCGGCCACAGACCCGCUGGCGCUGGGGUCCGGCCGGUACACACCCAAGUCCGCGCCGCCCCGCCCCGCCCGGCUCCAGGGAGCCAGAGCGCCGCAACCAGGACGUUCGGACUCUGGUUCUGUUCUUUGGGGGAUUCCGGCGCACCCCUAGGAUGUAGGAGUCUUGGAAGUUGUUUGAGAGAAACCAGCUCUGGGAGGACCUCGCAUCCAGUCUCCUGUCUCGGCUUUGAACCAGGGUUCCGGGUUAAGGUGCUCAGAGCAACAGCUGAUCCUUCUACCCUUGGGCAGGGCAGAGAUCCCCAAGCCCCUU